Molecule: messenger RNA, 630 nt
Organism: Caenorhabditis remanei
Lineage: Eukaryota; Metazoa; Nematoda; Chromadorea; Rhabditida; Rhabditidae
Exons: 4
Coding region: 1-630 (209 amino acids)
Biological process (GO): G protein-coupled receptor signaling pathway; olfactory behavior
Molecular function (GO): G protein-coupled olfactory receptor activity
Source: RefSeq, a predicted model, not a curated record
AUGAUCACUGAAAUCAACAUUAUAGAUUACGGAUGCGGAUUCUGUGGAGUCAUCAUGUCGAUGUUCGUUGUUCAUUUCGUUUUUCGAUUCUUCGCAUUGGAAAGGAAAGGAAAUUUGAAGUAUUUUGAGGGAUGGUUCUUCAUAUGCUGGCUUGCCGUUCCCAUAUUCAUGGGCUUUAUUUGGGCUCAAACUGUUCUGGCAUUUCUACAUGAAGACCCCGAAAGUUCAGAGUAUAUGAGAGAAAUCCUCCUCCAAAACUAUAACUUAACUAUACCGGAAAUUAUGUACGUCGGUGUUUUGUAUCACAAAAAGACAGCAGACGGAAAGGAUAUUCUGAAUUACAAAGGGAUUCAGGGAGUGUGUAUUCUGGGAACUAUUAUGACAAUCAUUCCGGUAUUCUUCAUGAUUGUCCCUCUAUCCAUCUAUUUCUUCUCUCCUCUCUUCCAUCUUGGAUUCCAAAUUAUUGGAGAUGUCACCACUUUCACCACAGCGCUCUACCCAAUAAUCGACCCGUUGCCUGUCAUUUUUGUCAUCGACAAUUAUCGGAAUGCUGUUUUUGAGUUCUUCGGAUGUCUCAAAGCUGCAAGAGAAGUGAAUAUUAAUGUGACGAGUAGCAGUGUUGUUAAUUAA